Molecule: messenger RNA, 216 nt
Organism: Symbiodinium sp. CCMP2456
Lineage: Eukaryota; Dinophyceae; Suessiales; Symbiodiniaceae
Source: the annotation of a GenBank genome assembly
AUGACAUGCGUGACUGAGCCCUUUCACAAGUGCUGUGCUCCCUGGCAGCGCCUGCAAUACUCGACGCACCUAGCUCAAGCUGGAGAUUGGGAAGGGUUGGAUGACUCCUCGUGGCGGCCCGACACAAGCGUGGAUACUGUGCAGCCACAGAAGGAGCAAAGAUUUGCUGACCGAAAGGGGAUGGUGCAAGUGAUCAUGCGAGAGAUGAGUGGCUGA